GCAUUCCUGCAGGCAUACUAACAAGCACAGGGCCUGCCUGUGAUCUACAGAACUCGUUCUUGUUGAACUUUUUGGAGACGCGCCCACGGCUGUAAAAGUUAUUAAAACGGACUUUGGAAUAUCGAGCAACUUUGAAAAUAACAAAACAAUUUUCCUAGUUCCGGUUUCUUGACUUUUGAAGAGGCGCUCUUUUGCUCAGUGAGCUGGAAGUGUAACGAGUGUCGGCAGUUUUCUCUGCGCUUUUUAUAGCCUGGACAGUUUUGCGGUUCUUUUCUUCGUGCAACGUAAAUCCACGCUGACUUACUUUUCUUUUGUUCGCUUGAUUGCGACAAAAAAUAUAAGAGUAAAAAAACGGUACUCCGGCGAGUGCUUUUCAUCCCCGUUCAAGAAAUGGCUUUUAAUGCUGACGCGAAGCUGAGACCCCGUGGAGCGGGCAACAACCCCAAAGCCACUUGCGCGGUGUGCGCGCUGCUGUUCCGCGAGCCUAAACUGCUGCCCUGCCUGCACACCUUCUGCGCCGAAUGCAUCAGCCGCCUGGAGCUCUUCAGCGGGCAGGGAUCCAAGGGCUCGUGCGUCACCCUACUGUGCCCGGUGUGCGAUACUGAAGUGUCUCUGCCGCCCACAGGAGUGGACGGCUUGACCACCGAUCAGCUGGCUGCUAACGAGGUGCUGUUGGAGAGCCUGCUGCGGGAGGAGUGCGAGUUAGUGUGCGAUCUGUGCGGAGAGGAGGGCGCUGAGAGGCGCUGCCAAGUUUGCGGGGUCAACCUCUGCAGCUUUUGCUGUCAGGCACACAGGCGUCAGAAAAAGACUGCUUCCCAUCGAACAGUGCGUCUGCAAGACCUUAAGGGUACUAGCAAAAUUGUAAAACCAGUCCUGUGCAUGGUACACCCUACUGAAGAGGUGAGACUGUUCUGUGAAACAUGUGACCAGCCUGUCUGUAGAGACUGUGUGGUUGCAGGCCAUCGUGAACAUUCCUGUGAAUAUGCGGCUGACAUCAUACACAAGCAUGGAGACUAUGUCAGAGAGCUUGUCAAGUGUGUUCAACCACAUAUCAGCGUGUUGGAGGGAGCACUUGGUGACAUUGAGCAGAUGCACAGCACAAUUGAGGCGAGGGCAAAUGCCCUCUCCAUUGACAUCCAGACAUUUACAGACGGCUACAUAAAGUCAAUAGAAAAGCAUCGCAAUGACCUCCUGAAGCAGUUGCAUGACCUCCAAUUCCAAAAGAGCAACCAACUUCAUCUACAGAGAAUUCAACUUGAGCAUAUUCUUUCAGAUGUUAGGACAGGAGUGGAUUUUACAGAACGCCUACUUGCAAAUGGCUCUGAUUUGGAGAUUCUCAUGAUCAAAAGCGUACCAAUUGGUCGGCUUCAGAGGCUACUUGAAGUCAAGUAUAACCCCAUUCCAGUGGUGGAUGACACUAUAAGGUUUCUUCCUCAAGAAAGAGCAGAGGACAGAGAUGGCUACCGAAUGUACGGAGUGAUUCAGUCCAAGGAAGUAGAUCCUUUUAAAUGUGUCAUCCGCGGAGAAGGAAGCACCCAGGACUUUGACAGUCAACAGGAACUCAUUACUAGUUUUCAGAUGGGACGGCAAGAUCAUCUCACUGAGUUCACACUGAUCUGUAUCGAUUCAUCUGGGGAACAAAUGGAAAGAGGAGGAGAAAAUGUCAGAGUUGGCAUAGUUCACAAGGAGAAAAAAGAGAGUCACAUAAAGCCUUCCAUACUGGACAAUAAUGAUGGUUCAUACUGCAUUACACUCACGCCACAGGAAGUGGGUACCUAUACAGUGUCCGUGUGUGUUAAAGGCCAGCAUGUACAGGGAUCUCCAUUUAACUUGGUCGUAAGAAGUAAAAUUCGCAGACACAAAGGUGUGUUCCAUUGCUGCACUUUCUGCUCCAGUGGGGGUCAAAAAGAUGCACGUUGUGGAUGUGGUGGGACAAUGCCAGGUGGCUACCAAGGCUGUGGUCAUGGGCAUAAGGGCCACCCAGGAAAGAAACAUUGGUCCUGUUGUGGAAAUCUCAUUGAAGGAUCAGAGUGCACCUGGGGCAUUUCUGGAUUGGAGUGUGACCGUAACCACCUGAGAACUGUGGCCCUCUAAACACCUAACACGUAGCCUGUGCCAUGCUGGCACUAUAUUACCUAAACUAUUGUGGCUUGAGGAACAAGUUCUAAGUAAUAACUUCUUUGAGAAUCAGUGGUGUGUAUGAGACCAACUCCUUAAUCUGUAUUAACUAUAAUUUAAACAAAAAAGCUUAAAUGAAAUAUAAUUAGAGCAUUGACUGAUGCAAAUGUAACAGUAUUUAUAUUUUAAAACAGUAGUCAAAGUCCAAUUUUUAAUGGAGUUAUUGUUUCUAAAAUCUGUUAAAUUUACAUUAUUAUUGUAUUUUAUAUUUAUUAAAUUAACUGAACUUGUAUAGUAAUUAUAAAUGUGGGAGUACAUUUAAUUUUAUGUCUUUUGCUUUGGAGUGUUUUUUGAUGGUAAAUGGCAAUUUUAACGUCUGUUUUUACAUCACAAUUUUGAGCCAAGAUGCCAUUGUAAAUCUUCACCUUCUUGUCUCACAGCUGGAAAACUGAAUAAAGCAAACACGGGUGAGAGAAAUAGGACUUUUUAAAAAUGGGCUGCAUAUCUUUUGUCUUUACAUUAUAUGUUUUCUCUUAGGAAUUAUUAUGAAUCACUUUUGAAUUUGAUUGUUCCUUAUGUUCUGCAUUCUAUACUUCAUACAUGUUCAGGACGCAUGAACAUCAGGGUCUCAGAUGUUCAUAUGUGAAGUGUGGUAACAAUUCAAAUUUUUUUUUUUUUUUGUAAAAUGUUUAGCACACUGAUAUUUAUGAGACUUUUUGGCUUAAGAAGAUUUUUACUUUUUUCUUAUAAAUUCUGAGCCUCUGACUCUGUGCUAGGUGACUACAAUUUAAAAUUCUAACACUACUGUUGACUUUUACAUUGUUUAACUUGGAGUGAUAUAGGGUACAUUUAAAAUGAAUGCUGACAUGUCUCCUAAUGAGAACUUUGAUAAAGGAUAAACAGUGGUUUUCCAUGAGUUUGAAUACAUUUCCUUACUUGUAAUAUCCGUUGCUGUUUUAGUUUUGAUUGCACAAAGUAAAACAUUGCUGCUCUUACUUAAAGAAUUACCAGCUAUAUGUGAAAUACAACUGUUAUUAGCUGAGACUGCAGUCAGUACUUAGUAUGCUUGUACAGACGAGUUUUGGUGAGCUUUAACAUCUAGCAGUUUAGACAAUUAUGAUAAGGGAGAUGUGCGGCUAGUUUAGAACAUUGUUAUAUCAGUUUACCUUGUGAUGUGGUUAAUCAGCAUUUCAUUCUAAAGACAUCUUAGUGUGGUGUUCAGAACAAACAAAAAUGUUCCAUUAUCUAUUGUGCAUGUAAGAAAUGGGCAGUAUUUUCUCAUUUGGCUUGGGGGAGAUGUGUCGGGAAAGAUCAUAGGAAAAUUCAACUGACAGUUUCACUUCUAAUAUUUUAGCAAGAAAGUUACAACAUUUUGGACGAAAGUGGCUAAUUAGAGGUUUUUUCUUUUACAUAAGCAGGGCCAUUCUUUUUUUAUUGUUAUAAGAACAAUCUAGACUAGAACUGGCCAUUCAGCUCAAAGAAGCUCACCAGAUCUAUCCACUUAUUUCAUCUAAAAUAACACUGGCUAGUUUUGCAAGUCCCUAUAGUUCUACUGUCCAUGCUAAUGGUAACUUAUUCAAUAUAUCUAUGGUUCUGUGUGUAAAGAAAAAUUUCCUAAUUUUUUGUGCAAAAUAUACAAACUGUGUUCCCAUAUUCUUGAUGAACUCAUUUUAAAAUAAGUCUUGAUCCACUGUACUAAUUUC
Polypterus senegalus (gray bichir) is the source of this 3821-nucleotide messenger RNA. It is a transcript of the gene trim45, whose product is annotated as tripartite motif containing 45. The transcript has 7 exons. The record is from RefSeq and is a predicted model, not a curated record. The coding region runs from base 391 to 2094 and encodes 567 amino acids. Gene Ontology annotation, cellular component: nucleoplasm; chromatin. Gene Ontology annotation, biological process: positive regulation of DNA-templated transcription. Lineage: Eukaryota; Metazoa; Chordata; Cladistia; Polypteriformes; Polypteridae. Gene Ontology annotation, molecular function: zinc ion binding; ubiquitin-protein transferase activity; protein binding.